AUGUCCGACAACGAGCAGCAGCAGUGGCUCACGCUCUCCAUAACCCACAAGAAAGUAACCUACGAAUUCUCCUUCCCCGAAGAUGCGACCGUCACAGACCUCUUCAACGAAAUCGAAGCGAGCCUCGAUGUUCCCGUCGCAAACCAAAAGAUCAUCGCCCCGAAAACUCCUCUCCUCAAAGCGCCCUUCAAGAACCCCGAUAUGCCUCUCACAGACCUGAAGGGCAAACCCUUGACCCUCAUGGGUUCGCCGGCCGCAGAAAUACAGCAGGUUCAGGAUAUGGCGGAGCGCGUGGCCAAGCGCAAUGCCGCGAGAAUGGCGCAGAGGAGUAAAGCACGACAGCCGAUCACCCGUCGAAAGCCAGAAGAGUCGCAGUAUACAUUCCUCCAGGUUAAACCGCUAGCUGGUCUCCCAAAUCCAGAGCGCAGUCAGAAACUCCUCAUGCGCCUCAAAGAAGACCCCGGUAUUCGCGCCGCGAUGCUGAAGCACAAAUACACCGUCGGACUCCUUACAGAGAUGGAACCUCUUUCAUACACGCAGGAAACACACGAGGGAACAAGUCGAAUCUUGGGCUUGAACCGCAAUAAGGGCGAGGUGAUCGAACUGCGCUUACGAACCGAUGCGUACGAUGGGUAUCGCGAUUACAAAACCAUUCGCAAAACGCUAUGCCACGAACUGGCGCACAACAUCCACGGUCCGCACGACAGGAACUUCUGGGACUUGUGUCAUCAGAUCGAGCGGGAGGUUGAUGCUGCGGAUUGGAAAUCUGGCGGACAUACGAUUGGUGAGACGUCACGAUAUACUGUUUCUGGGACUGGCGACGAUGAGGAGGAUUAUCCUGAGGAUUUCGGCGGUUGGACGGGUGGCGAGUUUGUAUUGGGUGGUACAAAGACGGGCAAUCCUAGUGCUGGGAUGAGCAGGAGAGAAGUCCUUGCGCAGGCUGCUCUUGAGAGGCAGCGGAAACAGGUUGAGACGGAGCGGAAGGUGAUGGAGGAGCAAAGGCGACAGACGCCGCCUGGUGAUGAGUCCAAGUAA
Fusarium coffeatum is the source of this 1035-nucleotide messenger RNA. RefSeq lists its product as uncharacterized. Gene Ontology annotation, molecular function: proteasome binding. The coding region runs from base 1 to 1035 and encodes 344 amino acids. The transcript has a single exon. NCBI's taxonomy places the organism in Eukaryota, Fungi, Ascomycota, Sordariomycetes, Hypocreales, Nectriaceae. The record is from RefSeq and is a predicted model, not a curated record.